Linum trigynum is the source of this 1477-nucleotide messenger RNA. The record is from the annotation of a GenBank genome assembly. Lineage: Eukaryota; Viridiplantae; Streptophyta; Magnoliopsida; Malpighiales; Linaceae.
CUUGAACCUCCUUCUGGAGGAGCUACGGCCAACAAACAAAUGGUGGCAAUGAUGAAACCGGCGAUGGUCGCAGCGAAUGAACAAUCAGAAUUUCGAUCCCAGGCUCUCUCUCUCUCUCUUUCCCGCUCUCUAGAAAGAGCCGCAACAGCGCGGGUGGCGACGGAGCGAGAUAGCAACGGUGACGGUGGAGCAGCUGCGGCGGUGAGCAGGGGACAACUGACAAAUGGAAAUUGCCGACGGCGGAGUGAAACACGCUCGCUAACUUUCUAGUCUCUCCCGCUUUCUUUUGGGCUUUUGCCCCGCCCUUUUUUUAUCAUCUUUUUUGGGCUAUUUAGUUUAAAACGGCCCACACAAUAUGUGGGCUAAAUACCCACUUCCGUGCUUCCUAGCAAAUUCUCUCUCGCCAUUUUGUACGAUCGGAGAGAAAGCUCUCAUUAGGGUUUUGUGAAACUCAUCGGCGGGGAAGAGAAAGCAAGCAAACGAACGAUGAUCGGCGGCAGCUCCCACUGCCCUACAUGUAAACGCAGAAAGAAAGCUCGGAAGAUCAAAGAUAGGCUCAGCGAACUCCCCGACCAUCUCCUCCGUCGCAUUCUCUCCUUCGUGGACUCGAAAUUCGCCGUCCAAACUUGCCUUCUCUCCCGGCGGUGGAGAUCCGUCUGGAAAGGCGUCCCUGCCCUCAAUUUGGACUCCAAAUCCUUCAACAACGCUGGCCAUAGCUUCAACAAGUUCGUCUCCGAAAUCCUCUCCCGCCGCUACGACUCCGCCCCAGUCGACGAAAUCAGCUUGGAAAUUAGUGACACCUUUGAUCUUUCUUUAGGUGAGUCUGUCUUGAUGUACCAGAAGCUCUUCGAUUACGCGGCCUUGCAUGAGAUUCGAUCCUUGCGCGCCGCCGAUUAUGAGGGUGAAGAGCUCUGGUACUAUUUUAACGAAGUGGGAUUCGGUUCCUCUGCUUUCAGAAUGCUCGCGACUCUGCACCUGGAGGGCUGCCAGGUGUACUGCGCCGGCAGCAUCGACCGGCUCGACCCGUUCUCCGAUUUCCCCAAUCUACGUGAUCUAUCCCUGACGCGUUGCAGCUGGAGGAGUGACGGUGAAGAUGAUGGCGAGGAGGAACAUCCCCUCUGCUUGAGAAUCUCCGGGAUCAAAUUGCUGAAUCUCAGGAUAGAAGGGCUGUGGUACAUGCGCAAGAUCGAAAUAUUCGCGCAGAAUCUCGAGUCAUUGUACUACGGAGAAGAUAGAGGAGUGGACAUUGGACUAGAAGCCUUGAACUGCAUUGGCAUACUGUCAAGGAGCUUCAAAAGGAUCACGAUCUGUUCGACGGCCAAGUUUCUCCUUUUACUCGCUUGAAGACGUUGAUCUUCAACGUGAGAGGAUCGUUUCGCAUCCCUGAUUCGGUGUCGCGUUACUUCUUCGGUAACCCAUCUAACAAGGAAAAGAAGUCUACUGAGUUUAAGGUGGACAAAAAAUAGAGUGAGUUCAA